GAGCUCAGUCCCGCCCGUGCGCGCUUCAGCCAGUUUGACGUGCGGACUUCUCCAGCUCCAGAGCGCACGAUCAUAUCUAACUUUUUCUACUUUGACUACACACACAAGCUUCAGAAGCUUCACCAUGGGAGCGAGGUUCAGCAGGAGGACUCCAGCAAACAAGCCUGAAAGUGCUGUAACUGAGCAGACAGCUGCAGAAGAGCCCGUGAGCACGCAGCCAGCAGAGGACUCUGAAGUGACACAGACCCAGGAGGCCGCAGCAGCCCCCCAGGCUGUGGAGCAGAAACCAGAGGUGGUGGUGGGGGAGCCGGUGACACUACAGGCCUGUCUACCAGCAGAGGAAUGUACAGCAGAGUGUAAAGAGCCAGAGGCUCCUGCCGCUUCAACCCCAGAACCAGAACCUGCAGCAAAAGACACCCCAGCCCAGCCCGAACCUCUGAUCUCACUCAGCAAACCUUCUCCUCCAGAACCUGUUGAAGAUCCCAAACCAGUUGCUCCAGCUCAACCCGAACCUCUGAUCUCACUCAUCGAAUCCCCUGCUCCAGAAUCUGUCGAAGAAGCCAAACCUGUUGUUGAAGAGGUCACAGAAGCAGCCCCAGAAACUGUCCCUGAACCAGAGCCAGAGGUAGAGGCUGUGACAGUUCCUGACCCCCCCUCAGAGCCAGAACCAGCCCCAGUAGAGGCAUCGGCACCGGAGAUAGACCUGCUGACCCAGGAGACUCUCCCUGAACCAGAGCUUUCUGCAGCCCCUUUAAUUGACCUGGGUAUCCCUGAACCCACUCCCCAAACCAUCGACAAUCCUCCGUCACCUCCCCCCAGCCCUGUCCCAGUCACUGCAGAUGAGUGCCCAGAGGUCGAGGAACACCAAGAAAGUCCUGAGGUGGCUGUGAUUUCCGCUGUAGUGCCAGAGGAGGAACCCUCUGUUGAAAAUCCAAAUGAGGCCACAGAGAACAUGGAGCAGCUUGUUAGUGAUGUCAAUGAAGAAAGUGUUAGUGGACUCUUAAAGCAGUUAGAUCUGACAGGAAAUGACCUCGUCUCUGACCUCAUUGAUAGUGAUGUUAAGAUCCCAGAUGAAUCCUCCAUCAUAGACGUAAACACUUCAGCUGACAUGAUGUGAAUCCAUGGCCCACUAUUCAUAAAAUAGGUGCAUGGAUAUUUUUGUGGAACAAAACAUUUUCUUGAAUUCUGACAGAAUCACAGACAAUGAUUUUUUUUUUUUUUUUUUUUGCCUUACGUGGCCUAAUAAUAACAAAGAGCUUUUUUCUCUUUAUUUACAUACAUUCUAUCUCAGUCGAGCUGUUGGACAACCUGAGGUGUUGUCAGUUUUUCAUAUAAAACCAAAUAUUGAUACACAUAAAUAUCUAUUGCAGCCAGUGAGUUGGUGGAGGGGAUAUGUACGUAUCUAAAUAAAUUGUUGGACAACAGAGAUCUUCCUCUAUGCAAGUUUUUCAAACAAUUUCUUGAAGGUACUUGAAGAAAAUGGUUUCAUUCCUAUUUUGCAAACCUAUGCAGAAAAACAUUGAAGGGAAGUGUUAACAUAUUUUCAUUUUUAUGUUAUGUUCAAAGGGAAAAGUAAACAUGUUUUUAGAUGGCUAAAUGAGUGUACAGCUCAAACGUUUAAAGACAGGCAAGGGACUGUAGCAAUGAAUGAGCAAGAUGGACAUGACAUAAGCAUACCACUAUGUUCUGUAUAUCUGGGACCAAGGUCCAGCAAUUCUUUGUGCCUUUUCAUACUCAUUUUUGGUCUUUCAAAAAAUGUGUUUUUACCUAUUUAAAUGAAUAGGUCUGAUUGUCAUCUUUUUUGUAUUUUCUUUAAAGAGAAUGUGUAGUGGGGACUUUGAAUCAUGAUGUAGUGGCUUGCUUGAGAAAUAAAAAUAUUCUACACAUUA
Molecule: messenger RNA, 1889 nt
Organism: Sphaeramia orbicularis (orbiculate cardinalfish)
Lineage: Eukaryota; Metazoa; Chordata; Actinopteri; Kurtiformes; Apogonidae
Product: protein TsetseEP-like
Exons: 2
Coding region: 125-1117 (330 amino acids)
Source: RefSeq, a predicted model, not a curated record